This is a messenger RNA of Penaeus indicus, 1441 nucleotides long. RefSeq lists its product as uncharacterized. Bases 54 to 860 code for a protein of 268 amino acids. NCBI's taxonomy places the organism in Eukaryota, Metazoa, Arthropoda, Malacostraca, Decapoda, Penaeidae. The record is from RefSeq and is a predicted model, not a curated record. The transcript is spliced from 5 exons.
CAUGUCGAGAACGUGAAGCUGAGACAUCGACGAGCCUCUGACUCUUCUCCCCGAUGUCGGCGUGUGAGGAGAGCGAGCGCGGCCAGCAGGAAGCCCCGUCAGGAAUUUCGGUCAAGAUCAGCCCCGUCAGGAGGCUCUGCAGGAUAGAUUCUGGUGAGGGUGAGGCCGGAGGUGACGAAUCCCAGGUCGAGAGCGUCGUGGCCUGUCCUUCGGUCCUUCGCCAGUUAAGUGGGCAGUUACGCGCUCCUACGAGAGGCGUGCGUGGGGGCGGGCGCGCUCUGCCAUCCCUAGCGACCAUCAGGAGCCGUCUGGUGUCACGCCCCUACUGGCGCCGGUGCCUCUGCUCCUCCACCGAAGUGCCAACCAUAAGCGAGAGGGAACUGGCACCUCUUUUGGCCCUCACGCCGGCACACCGAUUCAUAGUCCUGGUUGUCACAAAUACCAACGCUGACAGUCUUGGUUCCGUGGUAGUUGGCGGCGAGUCCUUAGUGCAGGCCGUCUACACCACCCAGAACGUGGCAGGUCUUCGGCCGUGCCUGCAGAGCCCUAGCGAACCGUCCCUCGCCUUCAUCAAGUACGACCUCGCCAGACCCAGGGCCAGGCGGAGAGAUAAGAAGGUUUCCUCAACACAAACCCUUCUCAACGCGGGUCACCUCAAAAUCGGCAUGGUCUUGAUCUAUCAGAAGACCCGGAUGCUGUACUCUGGCUUCCCCCUUGCAAGCUACGGCUGCAGGAUGCAAGAUUUCCUGGGUUUCAUAUCCAAGCACACGCAAUACAACUUCAAAUUAAGAGCAGGUUUUCCAGAUGCUCCUCUCUCCGCCCCCGCUGGGCAGACCGACCUAUCUGCAGCCGCCUCUUAGCACCAGGGAGAUGAAGACCCAUGCCAAGAACCCUUUUUUUAUAACUUCCUUAUUUUCGUUUUCUUUGUCUUUCUUUCUUUUUUUAAGAAUCCUUUGAUGAUAUUUCCUCAGCCCUUGCUUUAAUCAUCUUUAUCUUUCCUUUUCAAAAACUCUCCUUAUAUGCGAGUUAUUUCCUUUCCUAUAACAACUCUUAUUUCUCCGUUUGUUACGCAGACCGACCCUUUCAGAUUUACAUAUCUUUUCGUUGUAUCCUCUGCGUAUUAGUUUAACUUUGUGUGUGUUUAAUCGUUUCCACGCGCUCCGUCAUCCAAGGAUUCAUUUGCUAUAGAAACAGCUCAUGUGAAUUUCAUCUCUAGAUAUAACCUAACAUGAACUAUAUCAAUCCCUGUUACGAAUGUACUGUACAUGUCACAAUUUCCUUAUAGUAUGUGACUUCCUGUUUGGUGUCCGCCGGUUCCUUGAAAGCGGGAUGUCAUAUAGCGAAGUUGUUAAUUCCUUUUUAUCGUAUGAUAAGAUCUCUUAAAAAAAAACAAAUAAACAUGUUCAGUCUUUUCUUGGCAAUAAAAGGUAAUCCUUAUCAA